Paramecium sonneborni is the source of this 675-nucleotide messenger RNA. The record is from the annotation of a GenBank genome assembly. Lineage: Eukaryota; Ciliophora; Oligohymenophorea; Peniculida; Parameciidae.
AUGAUGAAGAAGGCUAGAAUUUAUUAGGUAAUGAAAAACCAUAAGAAUAAUUUAUCCCUACAGUUCACAGAUUUUCAUCAUCAAGUUCAAAUUGGGAAGAAUAUGAUAAACCUAGUAAAAAAACCAGAUUAAUCAGGUCCAUCAAAAUUUGAUGCUGCAGUGAUUCUGAUUAUAAUAUUUAUGGUUGGAUUAGCUGGAUUUGGGUUAUUGAAACAUUACAAUGGUAAUGAAUGAUCUUUCUAUUCAUUAGUUGUGAUACCUGAAAAACCAAUAGAAAAUAAUGUACGUGUUAGUCCAUAAUUAGUUCAUCCAAAAGAAUCUGUUGUUUAAGAUGUUUUUAAUAAAAUAAGUGAAGGUCUUUAAAAUUUAGGAUAAGAUAAGGUUGUAAAGUAAAUUCCUAAAGAAGAUGAAAAAACUUUAGAUGAAGUUUUAGAUAAUUAUUUGUCUAAAAUUGAAUAAUAUACCCUUAAGAAUAGCCUGGAUUAACAGAAUUAAUGUUUUAAUGCAUAUAAACCAAUUUUUAAAUAGAAGUCAAUUAAUAUUACACAAAUUUUAUAAUAUAGUUAAAUUUAUUAGAGGAAUUAAAUGUUAAAUUGUAAGAACUUUAUAUUAUAUUCACAUAACCAAUAUUUGUUGAUAUUGUUAAAAAUGCUAAAGAAUUAUAUGAAAAAAUGA